Phalaenopsis equestris is the source of this 2570-nucleotide messenger RNA. Its product is annotated as cellulose synthase-like protein E6. Lineage: Eukaryota; Viridiplantae; Streptophyta; Magnoliopsida; Asparagales; Orchidaceae. Gene Ontology annotation, biological process: cellulose biosynthetic process; plant-type primary cell wall biogenesis. Gene Ontology annotation, molecular function: cellulose synthase (UDP-forming) activity; mannan synthase activity. The coding region runs from base 155 to 2386 and encodes 743 amino acids. The transcript has 9 exons. The record is from RefSeq and is a predicted model, not a curated record. Gene Ontology annotation, cellular component: plasma membrane; trans-Golgi network.
CCCUCUCAACCCGGCAUUCCACCCUUCCCUCUCAGCCCGGCAUUCCACCCCGCCAUGUACAGCAACAUAUAGUCCGAAGCACCUUAUAAACUCCUGGAGAGGGGGAGAAGGGGUACAGAGUAAUUACAGAGAGGAACGAAGAGAGAUUAAGAGAAUGGAAGGUGGUCUGUUUGAGAUGAAAGAGGGGAGGAGAAGGGCGUGGUGGUGGCUGUACGUGGGGUCAAUGCUACUGGGACUGCUCAUGAUUUGGGUGUACAGGAUCUCGCACUUGCCUGAGGCCGGAGAGAAGGGGAGGUGGGCGUGGAUGGCCAUGUUUGCCGCCGAGCUCUGGUUCGGCUUCUACUGGAUUCUCACUCUCUCCGUUCGUUGGAACCCCAUUUACCGCUAUACCUUCAAGGACAGGCUCUCUCACAGGUAUGAAGACAAACUUCCUAGUGUAGAUGUUUUCAUAUGCACUGCUGAUCCCAUCAUAGAACCCCCAAGAUUAGUUAUUAACACAGUUCUAUCAGUAUUGGCGUAUGACUACCCACCAGAGAAACUGACUGUUUAUCUAUCUGAUGAUGGUGGUUCAAUCUUCACAUUCUAUGCCCUACUUGAGGCAUCAAGAUUUGCAAAAUCUUGGAUUCCUUUCUGUAAGAAGUUCAAUGUCCAACCCAUGUCACCUUCUUUGUUCUUCUCAAAAUCAUCAAUCACAGAACUUGAUCCGAGUUUUUCAGAAUGGACUGCUAUGGAAAAAUUGUACAAAGAUAUGGAGAGUCGGAUUGAAAAUGCUAUAAAAAUUGGUGACAUUUCAAAAGAGAUUAAGGCAGAGCAUGAAGGCUUUUCAGAAUGGAGCUCCAAAAUAACUUCUAAAGAUCACCAAGCCAUUGUCAAGAUAUUAAUUGAUGGAAGAGAUCAAAAUUCUCGAGACUCUGAUGGAUUUGCAAUGCCUACAGUCAUUUAUAUGGCUCGUGAAAAACGUCCAACAUAUCAUCAUAAUUUUAAAGCUGGGGCUCUGAAUGCAUUGUUAAGAGUCUCUGCAAAGAUAAGUAAUGGGCCAAUCAUUCUUACUAUUGACUGUGAUAUGUAUGCUAAUAAUGUUGGAUCAAUCAGAGAUGCUUUGUGCUUCUUCAUGGAUGAACAAAGAGGCCACAAGUAUGCUUUUGUGCAAUUUCCUCAAACCUAUAAAAACACCACCAAGCAUGACUUGUAUUCAAGUUCCUUGCGCAUCAUUCAACAGGUGGAUUUUCCAGGGCUAGAUGGCCAAGGAGGUCCACUUUUCAUAGGUUCAUGUUGUUUCCAUAGAAGAGAUUGUCUGAAUGGGAGAAUAUAUAGUGAACUAAGUAAUAUUGAGCUGAAAGGCGAAAUACCACAUAUUACAGAAGCAAGUAUUAGCACUUUAGAGGAAAGAACAAAGAUUCUUGCAACUUGUUCCUAUGAAGAGAACACCCAAUGGGGAAAAGAGAUGGGUAUGAAAUAUGGAUGUCCAACAGAAGAUGUGAUCACUGGAUUUGCAAUUCAAUGUCGGGGUUGGAAAUCAGUAUACUUUAAUCCAAAAAGAGAGGCUUUCCUCGGUGUUGCUCCUACAACACUCCCCCAAGUUCUGAUACAGCAUAAGAGAUGGUCUGAAGGUGACCUUCAGAUUUUCUUCUCAAAGUAUUGUCCCUUCCUUUAUGGCUUUGGAAGAACAAAACUUGGCCUUCAAAUGGGAUAUAGCAUCUAUUGCUUAUGGGCUAUCAACUCUAUUCCAGUCCUCAUCUAUGUUAUCAUCCCUGCUAUUUGCCUCCAUAAUGAAAUUUUCUUAUUCCCUAAUGUAUUCAGCUUUUGGUUCAUUCCAUUUGCAUUUGUGAUUGCAUUAAGUUAUAUUAUUAGCUUGUGGGAGUCACUAAUUCAUGGUGACACAUUGAAGGCUUGGUGGAAUGAACAAAGAAUAUGGUUAUAUAAGAGAACAACUUCAUACCUUUUCGCAUUGGCGGACACAAUUCUCAAGCUAAUAGGUAUAAGAAAUCUAGCCUUUGUUAUUACGCCAAAGGUGGUUGAUGAAGAGGCAUCCAAGAGAUAUGAGAAAGAGAUCAUAGAGUUUGGGUCCACUUCACCAAUGUUUACAAUAUUGUCUACAAUAGCAAUGCUCAACCUCUUUUGCUUUGUUGGAGGAAUUGGAAGAGUGAUAAUAUAUGAAGCAGGUGGAGCUUUAAGCUCGCUGUUUUUGCAAUUCUUGCUUAGUGGGUCAUUGGUUCUCAUAAACCUUCCCAUUUUCGAAGCUUCAUUCCUCAGGAAAGAUAAUGGACGCAUUCCCAUGGGUACAACAAUUUCAUCAAUUGCAAUAGUUUUAGCAGCUUAUUCCAUAAGUAUGUUUUUGGACAAGAAACUACUUAUGGGUGCAGUUUACUUUUUAAAAGAGGGUUGAACUUACAUCGAAGAACUUCAUAUAUGGAAAGGCAAGGUCAUACACUUUGCAUGUCAGAUUGUGUAUUUAGUGCUCAACUUAGAGUUUCAUUUAAAUAACAAUGCAAUUUAGAUUUGGGGAGUGUUAUGUUAUGUUAUGUCAUUUUUUAAAAUAUAAAAGAUGAUAAAUAAGUUUUUUUUUUUUU